Molecule: messenger RNA, 4275 nt
Organism: Cyclocybe aegerita
Lineage: Eukaryota; Fungi; Basidiomycota; Agaricomycetes; Agaricales; Hemipholiotaceae
Source: the annotation of a GenBank genome assembly
AUGGACCAUAGGGGCGACCAGCGGCCACCCCGCUCAGCUCGCCCAGGUCAGCCUGCCGCACAGUCUAGAUCACCUGCGCCGCCCUAUCCUGGCCAGCAGCCUCCAACGCGGCCCUCCAUACAACCUAGCGAGAGCGCAAAGGCUGGCGUCUCUUUCAGGGAUAUCGAGCAAGGCGACAGGCACGGCGCCCUCGAUGCCAACCGACAGCGGACAAUGCCCUCCGCAUACCAACCUCAUCUCACUGGUGGCGACGCAGAGUAUACGGAGCAAUUCGACCCGUCGCGCGUGUCAAGAAAGAAGAGUCUUGUCAGGCCAGACCGCGAGAAGAUAGAUCCCGGCCACAGGCAAUGGCACUAUCGAAGCCAUGUUGCUCAGCUCGAGGAGGAGGGGAACACCCGCGUAGGGGUUAUGCCGUCAUCUACUGGAAACUAUCCUCAGUUACGCCGAGGACGAUCAUUACUCGCAAGAGAAGAAGACGUCCACGAGUCGGGCCUCGCCCUGUUCAAGCGUGGCCACACAUUGCGGAGAAAACGUCAACCUUCCGUGUCAGCCCCGCCGCCCCCUACUGAAGUCAAGAAACAUCGAGGAUGUUGGAAUGGGCCUGGACCCAGUGGACCAUGGAUGAUUUACUGUCUCAUCCUUACGAUAUGGGUCCCUUCAUUUGUGCUCAGAUCCUGCGGCAUUCGGAGCCCUGAGCAGCAGCGUGCAUGGCGGGAAAAGAUGGGCCUAGUUGGCAUCAUCCUGAUACUCAUGGCUGGCGUCGGCUUUCUCACCUUCGGGUUCACCAUUAGUGUCUGUGGGAAGCCUCCCAAUCGCUUCCACGGUGGUGCUAUUGGCGAUCAGUUCAUCGGGAAUGGCUCAGUUGUGAUCCACGGAUAUGACUACAACUUCACCGAGUUCCGCCACCCCAGAACCUCUAGCGUGUUCAAUGGAACGACGAACCCUCUCUUCACCGGCGGCUGGAACCUUGCUGGUAACGACGCCUCGUUCUUGUUCCAGAAGGUCAACCAGAAUUGCCUCGGUUUGAUCACCAGAGCCUCUAGCUCCAGUAUCACGGGCAGUGGCAGCUUCCUCGACUGGUAUUUCCCCUGCAACAUCUUCAGUCAGUACGGAAACACGGGCGCCAACAUCACCAACUACGAAGCUUCGACGACUUGCCACACUUCAGCCAACGCUCGUGCUCAAUUGGAAACAGUUCAAAUCCUGGGACAGGUUUAUUAUACUUGGGACGAUGUCAAGAGUUCGAACCGUAAUCUCGCUGUCUAUGAAUCCUCCGUCCUGGAUCUCGAUCUUUUGGCAUGGCUUAGUCGAGCGCAGGUCAACUACCCCCCACUUUUCGAUGAGAUGAAGUCCCGCAAUGGGACGUACAACGGCAAGGACUUGACGAUGCUUUUCAUGAGGACGAAACAACAACAGCUCGGUCACUGUCUGCAAGAUAUUGUCGGCAUUGGUUUCAUCGACACCAACACCAUUGGUUGCGUCGCCUCAACCGUUGUGCUCUAUCUUUCUCUCAUUUUCAUUAUCGGAGUCGUCGCCAUCCGUUUCGUCAUGGCCGUCAUGUUCCAAUGGUUCUUCUCCUGGAAACUUGGAAACUUCCCUCGAGAGACAUACGAACAGCGCAUGCAACGCUCGCAAGAGAUUGAGAACUGGACGAACGACAUUUACCGCCCUGCGCCGAGCGAACUGCGCCCCAACGUCAACAAGCAUGGUCUCAGGACGGCAAAGGACCAGAAACGCAAGACAUUCCUGCCCAGUUACUCACGUUUCACGCCGGCGGAAAACCUGAAGGGUUCAGGAGCCCGGCCCACCACCGCAUACGGCGUGUUGGACUCCUCUUCGACAGCCAACUGGAAGCGAUCAACUAUGUACUCGGCUAAGGGUGGGAAGGGAACCCCACCGGAUUCUCCAAGCUACAGGCAGUCUCGAAGCACGAUGUCGUUGGCUGGAGAAACGCCUCGGAGUAAUUUUGUCGACAACCCUUGCCCAUUCCCUCUGCAUAACGUCGUCCCUCAACCACCGAUUGAUUAUGAACCCUUCAAUUUCCCACUGGCCCAUACCAUCUGUCUGGUCACGGCCUACUCCGAGUCUGUCGAAGGUCUUCGAACAACCCUCGAUUCACUCGCCACCACCGAUUAUCCGAACAGCCACAAGUUGAUAUUGGUGAUAGCUGACGGAAUGGUCAAGGGUGCUGGAAACGACCUGACCACACCGGAGAUUUGUCUGACGAUGAUGAAGGAGUUUGUCAUCGCUCCGCAGGACGUCGAACCCCAUUCUUAUGUCGCUAUCGCGGACGGUCACAAGCGGCACAACAUGGCCAAGGUCUACGCGGGCUUCUACGACUACGAUGAUGCCACCGUGGAACGCUCGAAGCAACAACGUGUUCCCAUCGUCUUGGUGGCGAAGUGCGGCAAUCCCCUCGAGGCGAACGACCCUAAGCCUGGCAAUCGUGGUAAGCGAGACAGUCAAAUCGUCCUCAUGGCUUUCCUGCAGAAAGUUAUGUUUGAUGAGCGAAUGACGACAUUUGAGUACGAGUUCUUCAACUCUAUCUGGCGUGCCACGGGAGUAAGCCCGGAUCGAUACGAGCUUGUGCUCUGUGUGGAUGCAGAUACGAAGGUGUUCCCAGAUUCGUUGACGCGGAUGGUUAGCUGUAUGGUUCAUGACGAGGAGAUUAUGGGUCUUUGCGGAGAGACGAAGAUCGCAAAUAAGGCCGAGACUUUCGUGACGAUGAUGCAAGUCUUUGAGUAUUACAUUUCUCACCACAUGACGAAGGCGUUCGAAUCUAUGUUCGGUGGUGUAACUUGCUUGCCCGGCUGUUUCAGUAUGUAUCGCAUAAAGGCUCCCAAGGGCGACACCGGAUACUGGGUUCCCAUUCUGGCCAACCCAGACAUCGUCGAACAUUAUUCGGAGAAUGUCGUCGAUACGCUGCACAAGAAGAACCUGCUGUUACUCGGAGAAGAUCGCUACCUUACAACACUCAUGUUGAAGACCUUCCCCAAACGCAAGAACAUGUUCUGUCCUCAAGCCGUUUGCAAGACUGUCGUUCCGGAUACCUUCCGCGUGCUGCUUUCUCAACGUCGCCGGUGGAUCAAUUCCACUAUCCACAAUUUGGCCGAGCUGUUACUCGUUCGCGACCUUUGCGGAACCUUCUGUUUCUCAAUGCAGUUCGUUGUCGGUAUGGAGUUGGCGGGUACCUUGGUCUUGCCAGCCGCCAUUGCCUUCACCAUAUACCUCAUCGUCGUCUCCAUUAUACCCGGUGGUCCCGAUACUACCAUUCCUCUCAUCCUUUUGGCCAUCGUCCUCGGUCUUCCUGGUAUUCUGAUUGUUGUUACGUCUCGAAAGGUUGCCUACAUCGGAUGGAUGUUGGUUUAUCUCAUUUCGCUCCCCAUCUGGAACGGGAUCUUGCCCGCGUAUGCUUUCUGGCACUUUGACGAUUUCUCAUGGGGUCAGACCCGUGUCGUUGCCGGUGACAAAGGCGGAGAUCACGGUGACAAGGAUGGAGAGUUCGAUUCAUCGCAUAUCGUCAUGAAGCGUUGGGCUGAGUUCGAGCGUGACCGGCGGUGGAAGAGCGGUACCCAGUCGAGGGACUCUGCUUACUAUGAGAAGAAGACCGACAGUAAUCGCUACUCAACGGCGUCGAACUCUGAUCUUACCCAUCAGCAGGCCGCCUUCGACUCUAGUACGGUGGAUUCGACAGCGUAUAGCAGCCCUCGUCAGAGACAUGACAGCAAUGCGCUCCUCAUGCUUCCAGCCCCUCUGUCUGUCAACAGACCGUUAAUGUCGUCUUCGUCGUUGUCGCGAUCAAGCGAGGACAAUUACACCUUGGAUGCAGCUUCUGGUUCUAACCAACGACUGGUUCCAAGCCCCCAGACAGCCGAUACAUAUAGUGAAAGUACUGUUGAGUCGGCAUCCACGGCACACCGUCUUCUUUCACCGACGUCGCCCUAUGACGCGCGCUUUUCCCGACAGCAAGCAGGCAGCCCCCAGACGCAGGACCCUCAAAACCCAUUCCGUUCACAGACACAGUCUCCUACGAGCUACGACGAGCAGACUCCUUUCAACCCCAACUCAGAAUACGAUAGUGGUGCGAGAGGGGUUCGUCUAACAGACAGUGGCCCAGUCCCUGGACCAGAUGGCGUCCGUCGAGUGUCCAGACCCACCGGAAGACGUCCUACUUCACAAGCGCCUCCUCAAAACCGUUACUCGCGAAAUUCUGCAGCUUUCUCCCUACCGCCUGGUGCCGCCCCGCCGCAGCCCACUUACGGCAACAAUGUAUGA